CUCCUCAGCUCGGUGCGCGCGAGCAGAGACACGCUCUCCUCUCCAGCCGGUGGCGGCGGACUCACAGACCGAAACACUUCCUCGUGCACUUCAGUGUCACGCGCGUGGAGCGGUGGGAGCAGCGAGUGACGUAAGCAAAGCUCGCUCAUUCUCUAGAGGAGAAGAGGUCCAGCAGACAUGGACAGAAAACAACUGACUCAGAUAUUAGUGCAUCUUCUGCUGGUUUUCUAUGUUGUGGUGAAAACGACAGACUCUGUGUCUGAUUUGGAAAAUGUUGCUGGGAAGCUGGUUUUCUAUCAAACAGAGGGAAACACCACCUAUGUGAGAAACACGGGAGAACUGGCCGCUGAUGUCCCUACAGAGACCGUGUUUGAGCUGGUGGAUCCGCAGAAGAAUCUCAGUUCUGCAGGAUUCACUUACACCUGGGACCUUGGCAAUGGAGAAGUGAUAGAAGGGGCCGACCCGGUCGUUCGCUAUCAGUACUCCAAACCAGGCAACUACACACUGCAGCUGAAAGUAGGAGCAAACGAGCCCAAAUACACGUCUCCAGUCACCGGCGUCUACUCCCUGGAUGUGCAAGUGCUUGAUGCCAUCAAAAACAUUCAACUGAAGGGGCCUGCUGAAUAUAGAAUGUCUCACAACACCAGUUUGACUCUGGAUGUUGAUGGAAGUCCUCCGAUGUGGGCAUGCUGGCACAUUCUCACACACUGUGACCCUGACACGACGAUGGGCUGCACUCUGACCAUGAUGUAUGGAAAAACUUUACACGUGAAUCACACUUUCACCACUACUGGGGCCCACUGUCUGGACAUCAGUGUUAGCAACAAUGUCAGCAAGCUGAGGACUUCCUUCAGUCUUAAUGUCGGGAGGAAUAGAACCCCGCUGUUCUUCGUCCUUUCCUGUGCUGCCAUUCUGGUGGCAACCCUCGCCUUCAUCAUGGUCGUUGGCUGCCGUACUCGUCGCCAAAAUAAAUCACAGGUUCCUGCUUCCAGUAACGCCAUGUUCCUGAAGGACAGUGGAGGUCACACUCAAAACCGUUUAAACUUGUCCACUGUGGAGAAAGGAGAGAAAGAGCCUCUCAUCUUGCAGCACAAGGCCAAGUAGUGCAUUAAAACCAUCACCAUGCCGGUCCAUGCUAUUAAUCAAAUGAAAGAGGCAUAUCUUUGCUAUCCUUAUCUAAAAGUGUUUAUCUGAAGCUAAUCUGACCAGCCAAACUGCUCUUAGCAUUAAUAAAGUUGCAUGUAAGCUC
Messenger RNA from Nothobranchius furzeri (turquoise killifish), 1249 nucleotides. RefSeq names its product transmembrane protein 130 (gene tmem130). The record is from RefSeq and is a predicted model, not a curated record. Gene Ontology annotation, cellular component: plasma membrane. Lineage: Eukaryota; Metazoa; Chordata; Actinopteri; Cyprinodontiformes; Nothobranchiidae.